GUUGAAUUCAUUCACUCUCUCCCCCUGCCCGUCUCCAUCACUGUCCACACGUACCCCCCCCCCCCUCCCCUCUCUCUACACAUACUCCACUUCCUGUGUCUGAUUCUAAUUUGCCUUUUCUUUUCUUCUCCAAAUUCUGCAAAUUCCCAAGCAUUUUAGGCGUUCUUGAGUCCACAAAAGUUGACCCUUUGUGCUAAAGAUUGAAGCUUUUGCUUAGUGAUUAUCUGAUCUGCUCUGGGUCUGGCCUGGCCUUUCUUUCUUUGGUUCAGAAAGAAUGACUGUGGAGGAAAUUCGAGGGAAUAUGGGGUCUGAGACUGGUAAUUAUGACAACUUCCCAGUUGGUAUGAGAGUCCUUGCUGUUGAUGAUGACCCUCUUUGCUUGAAGUUACUGGAAACUCUGCUCAGGAAGUGCCAGUAUCAUGUAACCACAACAAGUCAAGCAAGAAUGGCAUUGAAUAUGUUAAGAGAAAACAAAGACAGAUUUGACUUGGUGAUCAGUGAUGUUCAUAUGCCCGAUAUGGACGGGUUCAAGCUACUAGAACUUGUUGGUCUGGAGAUGGAUCUUCCGGUCAUCAUGUUAUCGGCAAACAGUGACCCAAAGCUAGUAAUGAAGGGAGUGACGCACGGCGCAUGUGACUAUUUGGUCAAACCGGUUCGCGUUGAGGAGCUGAGAAACAUAUGGCAACAUGUGAUCCGAAGGAAGAGGUUCGACUCCAAGAGCCAAAACCGGUCAGCCGAUCAAGACACGGCACAUUAUGGAGGUGGGGAAGGUGGGGGCCACGGGGGUGCACAAACGGGGUCCACUGAGCAGAACGGGAAGCUCAACAAGAAGAGAAAGGAAGAGGAAGACGAUAGUGAUGACAAUGGACAUGAGAAUGAGGACCCCACGUCACAGAAGAAGCCGAGGGUCGUUUGGUCUAUAGAACUCCACCGCAAGUUUGUUGCAGCCGUUAACCAAUUGGGCAUUGAAAAAGCUGUGCCUAAAAGGAUUCUUGACCUGAUGAAUGUCGAUGGGCUUACACGCGAAAAUGUAGCAAGCCAUCUACAGAAGUACAGGCUGUACUUGAAAAGGAUCAGUUCAGUUGCAACCCAACAGGCCAACAUGGUGGCUGCCUUUGGGGGUAAGGAUUCGGCUUACAUGCGAAUGGGGUCGCUAGAUGGGCUUGGUGAUUUCCGGACACUGGCGGGGACCGGGAGGUUCAUGCAUCCCGCCUUGUCAUCGUACCCACCAGCUGGCAUGCUCGGUAGGCUAAAUGGAGCGGCCGGUGCUGUGAGCAUCCGCAAUAUUAGCGCAUCUUCGCUACUCCCUCAAGGCAUGAGCAAGUCCUUUGGCACUCUUGGGAAGUUGGGUCCCACAACGGUUCCAGCUGUCGGCCAGAGUGGCAGCUGGGUCCCACCAAAUGAGCUGGUCGACCCGUUGCAACAGAGCGACUUCAACUUGUUGGGCGGGCCGAGACUCUUAGGACCUGCUAGCACGACAUUUGCCGACCCCGGUUCGGGUAUCGGGCUGAUUGCGGGAGGAAUCGGUAACCCGCAAACUCUAAACAUCGGCUCUUUAAAUCCCGACCCUCUCCACCUCAGCGUGAGUGGUUCUUCUAACUGUCAUGACCCCACAUUCACAGGGAACGGUUCUUCCCUGGCCCCACAUCUACAGGGCAGCUGCCCCGGGUAUUCUUCCAUCGCGUCUACUUAUGUGGGCCCAGAGCGGUUGGUUGGCGAUGCUGGUCCGAGGAUUAACCAAGUGGCUGGCCAACAAUGGGUAGAGCAUAGUCACAAACGUGAUUUUGGCAAUGUAGCAAGUUCUCGGGUCCCAAUCAACAAUGGUGUGCCGCCAUUGACACGGGCAAGCGGGAAUCAAUGUGAUGACCCGUGUAACAGAUUGAUGGGCACAUCCGGUCAAUCAAACAUCGGGUCUUCGAUGCAGUUGCAAAAUGACAACAAGAAUGGUAGCUUGGCACCGGACUCGCGAGUCGGAUACUUUGACGAUUACCUCUUUGACCAACCGAAACCAAGUUCGGAUUUUCCUUCUCAAGGUUUUGGAUCUCUCGAUGAUCUAUUGAUGAGCUCGGCGAUCAAACAGGAACAAGAUGGAGCCAUACUAGAGGAGGAAUUCGGAUUCGACGCUUUCCCGUUUGGACCGUGUAUAUGACGACACUUGUAUGAGAGAUGUCAAAAAAAAAGUGUUGAUAUGUAGUAGCAGCUCUCUUUAGCCCCUUUUCCUUGUUCAGAUUCUCUUCCCCUUUGAUUCUUUUAGGACUUUUGUUUGAUAAAAAAAAUCCAAACAAGGCCUUGGUGCUAUUAUUCUCAAUCUCUCUAUGCAUUUCUCUUCAAAUUUAGUUUUAUUUGUGUGUUUUAUAAUACUUUUUUAUUUUCUUUUGCAUAAAUUUAACAUGUUUGUAAUACCUUUUUUUUCAUUUUUUUUUGUAAAAUAAGCGAGUUUUAUUUUUGGUUUCUGUUGAGUAAUUAGAGAACUAAGAGUUUAAUGACAACCAAAAUCAUUCAAGAGUUGGGUGUAAUAUUUAGAGUAAUAAACAAGUCAAUAUUGCACAUGCCUAUCUGCUUAUGUCCAAUUAAAUAAUACAGGUAAUCUUAAAUGAGGCCGGUUCCCAUGACAUUGGAAACCAAUGUCAUGAGAUGACCCGGGGAGCUCUGGUGCCCC
Messenger RNA from Cuscuta campestris, 2659 nucleotides. NCBI's taxonomy places the organism in Eukaryota, Viridiplantae, Streptophyta, Magnoliopsida, Solanales, Convolvulaceae. The record is from the annotation of a GenBank genome assembly.